Messenger RNA from Puccinia graminis f. sp. tritici CRL 75-36-700-3, 537 nucleotides. RefSeq lists its product as uncharacterized. The record is from RefSeq and is a predicted model, not a curated record. NCBI's taxonomy places the organism in Eukaryota, Fungi, Basidiomycota, Pucciniomycetes, Pucciniales, Pucciniaceae. The coding region runs from base 73 to 537 and encodes 154 amino acids. The transcript is spliced from 5 exons.
AGGAUUCACCUUGAUCUCGCUCACCCUAACUCCUAGUUUGAUUUUAAACACCGUGUAUUCACAUAAGCCUUCAUGUCUGAUUUCUUACGGUGUCGUCGAUUGGUAUUGCUCGCUCUAUGCUACCUGCGAGCAAUCCAAAGCAUGUCCGAAGGACCAAGUCAGAUGCAGGAAGUCGCCGGUUUAAGAAAAAUUGAUAGCACGAUGCAUCCUCAAGCCAACUUGGACCCCCUCGCUCACAUGGUAUUGGCACCAGCUCCAGGUGAUCAUGUCCCAGUCAUGGUAGGAAAUAGAGAUCUUGGGAGGGUUUUUACUUCCCCAUACGUAACAAGCAAAGAAACCAUCAGAUCACCGAAAACAGAAGCGUCCAAGAUUAUGGAUAUUGAACAAGCAGGGAAAUUCAAAAAACGGAAAAGGGAGGAGAUGGGAAUAGAGAUGGCCUCAAUAAAUGAAAGUAUUGCAGAAUUUGCCGGAGAGAUUUGCACCGAACUAAGCAAAAAUUCACACCAAUACCAAACCGUUAAAAUACCUUUUGACUGA